GAAAUUGGGGUCCCCAUCUCAUCAUCGUCCCCACAAGUGUCAUCCUGAACUGGGAGAUGGAGUUGAAGCGUUGGUGCCCCAGUUUUAAGAUUCUGACGUAUUAUGGAUCCCAGAAAGAACGCAAGCUGAAGAGACAGGGCUGGACUAAAGCCAACGCGUUCCACGUGUGUAUCACAUCCUACAAGUUGGUGCUACAAGACCACCAGGCGUUCCGCCGCAAGAACUGGAGAUAUCUCAUCCUGGACGAGGCCCAAAAUAUCAAGAACUUCAAAUCUCAGCGCUGGCAGAGCCUCCUGAACUUCAACAGUCAGAGACGACUGCUGCUCACCGGGACGCCGCUGCAGAACUCGCUGAUGGAACUUUGGUCUCUGAUGCAUUUCCUGAUGCCGCACGUCUUCCAGUCUCACCGCGAGUUCAAGGAAUGGUUCUCCAAUAUUAGGGGUAUCCCAACAGGUGGGAGGGGUUAUAUUAGGGGGGUUAUAUUAGGGGUACCCCUACAGGUGAGAGGGGUUAUAUUAGGGGUACCCCUACAGGUGGGAGGGGUUAUAUUAGGGUUAUUUUCCUGUGUCCAAUCACGGGAGGGCAUUGUGUACCACAUGGUCCUGUCCUCUAAUGGUGUUUUGUCUGGCAGGACGCGGGAAUCGCUCGCCAGCGGCCAUUUUAUGAGCGUCAUCAACAUUCUCAUGCAGCUUCGCAAAGUGUGUAACCAUCCCAACCUGUUUGACCCGCGGCCAAUCCACUCGCCCUUCAUAACCAGCGCCAUCUGCUACAGCGUCCCCUCGCUGGUGCUUCACGCUCUGCAGCGCCACCCGCUCAAGUAUGUGGACACGGCUUUGUUUGACCUCGUUAACAUGGAGGGCCGCGUCAGCCGCUACGAGAGUGACGUGUUCCUGUCCCGGCACAAGCCGUCCCGCCAACUUAUCCAGGAGAUUGCCGACUCUCCGGACCCGCCUCCUAGGCCACGCCCACUAAAGAUGAAGGUGAACAGGUGCGUCUGGUGUCGGACCUUCUCCUCGUCCGUCCGCCCGCCCGUCACCUCCAUGACCUCACCUCUGACGUCGCCGUUGGUCCAGCCCUCUCCGGUCGUCGUGGCGACUCCUCCAGCGACCAAUGAAUUGGUAAAGCCGGCUCCAUUGCACAACUCCCAGCCGGUGUACAGUGGCCCCCAGCGCUUUAUCCUGACCCCGGACAUGCAGGCCCGCCUUCCAUCCGGAGAAGUCAUCAGCCUGUCGCAAUUGGCAUCCCUGAGCGGACGUCCCCUCCAGAGUCCCUCCGCCAGCAAACCCCUCACACUGCAGCUUCAGGGGGCCAAACUCACCCUCAGCGGCGCUCAGGUCCGGCCCCUGAGCAUCGGGCAACCUCGGCCAGUGCAGGGUAAUGUCCUUCACUUGGUGUCCUCCGGGGGGCAGCACCAUCUCCUCAGCCAACCGGCCCAGCUUGCUUUAAUCCAGGCCCUGGCACAGCAGGCGGCGGCGGCCCCGACCCCCACGGCUCAGCUCAUACAGAACAGCGCGUCGGCGCAGAUCGGCGUCCAGGCCAUGUCUGUCCAUGUCCUUCUCUCUCUCUCUCUCUCUCUCACCCCCUUCUCUCUCUCUCUCACCCCCUUCUCUCUCUCAGUAGUGUCCACUCAAGGUGUGGUGAAGAUUGUGGUCAGGCAGGCACCCAGGGAGGUUCAGUCCUCUCUGCAGCGCGCUCCCCAGGUACGCCCGGUUCUCCGUGUCUUGCCCAGUCCACACCCUGAGCAGAUGACCGCACGGGACGGAUCGGUGGAUCGGGCAGCUCCGGUUGUUGCCACUUCUACCAUCACUUUGUCCUCCAGUCCUCUCCUGAUGGUCUCCAGCCCAGCAGUGACCACAAGACUUCCCUCUCCCAGUCCUAUAACCCCAAGUACUGACGAUUCCUGCGCUCCCCCUCUGUCUGGUGUGGCCCUAAGACUUGUGGCAUCGGGCACGUCCCCCACUGUACAGCUAACAAACCACCAUUCCCCCCCUCCUCCUAGACAUACUGUGAGUCCUGCCCUGACCAACUGCACCCCCUGCCCACCAAUGAACUCCGCCCCUUCUAAUUGCACUGCAACACGUGCGCUCGUUGGUUCCGACACCUCGGCCAGUCCGGUACUUGUGAAAUCCUCCCAGAAUCUAGACUCUGCCCCUCUGGAUAGUCACCCCGUGCAGAAUGGUAAUGGCCUUCAGAACCAAUUGGCAGACUCCAUUACCAGUGUGCCGAGUACGGUGAACUCUCCUUCCCCUCCUGCCACCAACAUCCCCAAAGUGUCACCCACCACUUACAACCUGAGCUUGGUACCGGCCCUCAUUGCCAACGCGGCCGCCUCCAACACGGCUCGCUUUCUGACCAGUCCGCUCUCUCUCCUGGCUCUGUCUCCUCUUGCUUCUACUAACAGUGGCCCCUCACCGGUCAUCUACACCCCUACCAACGCCGCGCACUUUCCAACUCUCGCUGCUCCAUUGCCGGCUGCCACUGUGUCCGCCUCCUUACCAUUACUGGCUGCUCCUGUGUCUGGCCAGCUGGCUUCAUUUGCCGCUCCUUUACCCAUUUCAUCUGCUAACCAAAAUACAUUGUCAGCUUCUCUGACUGUGCCGCAUCCUUCCAUGGAGACACCAUCCGCAGUCCCCCUGCCUGCUCCAACCCCAGGCCCCCUGCCAAUGCUGUCUUCUCCAACCCCAGGCCCCCUGCCAAUGCUGUCUUCUCCAACUUCAGCAACCCUGCUGGCAGCCACUGCUAAGCUGGAGGCGUCCAGUAACCAGCCAUUACUCUUGUCUCCAGACUCGGCCUCGAUGCCUCUGCUAGACACGUCUUCAUCGGAUACCCUUCCUCCCCUCGUACUUAACACAUCUCUCAAAUUACCCUCCAUGGCUUCAGCUCCGGUGCAGAUACUGCCGGCGCCUGGAUCUAAUGCAGUUCCUUUAUUGGCCGCUGCAUCCGGUAAACUUCCUGUCCCGUUGAUCAGUGUAACGUCUGCCUCCACCAAUGUGCCAUUACUUCCUGCAUCCACUGCCACUCGGGUAUCUAAUGUUCCUGUGACCACACCACCUAUUCUUGCCACCACGUGCAUCCCCAACCAGCCUCCUUUAGUGAGGGCCACGUCUGCUUUGGCCUCGGUAAUGUUCACCACUUCUGUAACUUCAGUCACAACUCCUUCCUCAACCUUGCUCUCUACCUCUAGUUCCUUUCCCUCGUUCCUGCCGAAGCCAUCGGCUCCUUUACUUACUGUACAGGUCAAAGCUCCAACUCCGCUACCAUCUGGAUUACUAGAAGCCCCGGUACCUAUGACCUCUGUACCAUGUGAGGUCCCAGCUUCAUGUACCCGGACCGCUGAUGCCCCAGCACCCUUACUUCCCUCGGCUGCUUUGGAGCCAGCUACGGUCUCCGCCUUACUAGCUUCAGUGCCACCCCCAAGUUCCGCUUCAACACAGCCUGCCGUGCCCACUUUACAAAUCAAGGCCCCGACUCCCCUGCCUUCUUUACCGGCCUCCACAAUGACUCCAUCGAUGCCAGCCUCUGCUCCUGCUCCUCUCCCAUCAUUGCCAGCCUCAACUCCUAUUCCCUUACCUUUGCUAACAGCCUCCACCCCUACCCCAGUGUCCUCUCUGCCAGGCUCCUCACCAGACCCUUCACCGUUGUUACCGGUGUCGGCACCGGCCCAAGCGCCUGACUUAUCUUCUCCCAUUCUGGCUCCUUCUGUGGACCAUGCUCGCGUCUCACUGCUGCCUUCCUCUGGCCCCAGUCCCUUGGUCAUCUCUGUGUCCGCUCCCUUAACGCUAGCCGCUUCAUCACCUUCCUUAGUGCUUUCUGCACCCUCUCGCCUACCUCUUCUCUCUUCCCAACCGCUGGCUCCAUCUUGUGCUGUGGAUGCAAAGCCCUCCGGGAUAACGGUUCCCAAACCAUCACCCUCCACCUUAUCAGCCUCCCCCCUGCCCCCCUCCCAUACCAGCUCACCAGACAUUGCCUCUACACUUCCCACACAAGAAUCUAAGAGUUUCCCCGAGUCCUCUCUGUCCCUGUCCAUUGCUGGUCCUCCGCCAGUCAGUGUCACCUUCAGUACAGCCUCGGAGUCUGAGAUCACACUGGAAGGAGAGGAGUCCCGCGUCACUUACAGCUCUACCACAAACACAUCUGUGAGGCCCAGACGGCUGCUGCCCCCGCCACCCCGCUCUCCUUUUUACUUGGAGCCCCUGGAGGAGCAACGUAAAAAGCAGAAGAUUGAGCGAUUGGAAAGGAUUUUCCACCUGAAUGAAAGACGAUGCGCUCUGUCUCCGCUGUACGGCACCGAGAUCCUCAGCCUGUGCACCUUACAGAAGUCAUUUGGGGACACCUUGAGAAGUUGUAUCUUCACGCCAGAACAACGGCUGGAGCAGCUACGCCCCAUUAUCGAGAGGUUUAUAAUCGCCAUGCCUCCCGUGGAGGCCCCGCAGAUCACUUUGCACACCUCGCACCCUCCCCCAUCCAUGCUUCUUCAGGAGUCCAUGUUCAGAGAGACCUUGUCCCAAGAGCUGACACCCCACACUCGCUGUCUGCACCGUAUCAUCUCCAACAUGAGGACGCAGUUUCCAGACCUCCGGCUCAUCCAGUACGACUGCGGAAAGUUACAGACUCUGCACCGCUUGCUGCGCGACCUGAAGUCUGGCGGCCAUCGCGUCCUCCUCUUCACUCAGAUGACCCGAAUGUUGGAUGUGCUGGAGCAAUUCCUCAACUACCACGGACACAUCUACUACCGGAGGUCCCACCAAUCUCGGUCUCUCUAUCUUCAGGUUUUGAUGGAACGGUUUAACAUGGACCGGCGCAUUUUCUGUUUCAUUUUGUCGACGCGCAGUGGGGGUGUGGGGGUCAAUCUGACGGGGGCAGAUACAGUCAUCUUCUAUGACAGCGACUGGAAUCCCACUAUGGACGCUCAAGCUCAGGACCGCUGUCACCGCAUUGGCCAGACACGGGAUGUACACAUAUACAGGCUGGUGAGCGAGCGGACGGUGGAGGAGAACAUCCUGAAGAAGGCUCAGCAGAAGCGCAUGUUGGGUGACAUGGCCAUUGAAGGUGGAAACUUCACCACGGCAUAUUUCAAGCAGCAAACUAUCCGGGAUCUUUUUGAGAUGGAAGAUAAUACUCGAAAGGAAAGUGAAGGUCGUGUGGCCUCCCCUGCCCACAGCACAGAAGAAGGAGGAGCAUUGCGGCAGAGUCAUAUUUUGGAGCAGGCGCUUGGCCGAGCAGAGGAUGAAGAGGACACCCUGGCGGCCUCUCUGGUCCGUGCUGAGCAGGUCGCUGACCUUGCAGAGUUUAAUGAGAAUGCUCCACUAGAGCCAGAAGAGGAAGAACAAAACCGGGUGGAGCAGGAGAUCUCGGCGCUGGUGGAGCAGCUGACGCCGAUUGAACGAUAUGCCAUGUAUUUCCUGGAAGCGUCACUGGAAGAGAUCAGCAGGGAAGAACUCAAACAGGCUGAGGAACAAGUAGAAGCUGCCCGCAAGGAUCUGAUUCUAGCCAAAGAUGAUGGUCAAAGUAUUGAGGAAAAGUGGGAGGACGAAAUCAGGAGAAACCGUAAAGUGCGAACGCCCACGCCGGCCCGGCCAGCUGGAGAACGCGUUCGAAUGAGUGAGAGGCUACGAGGAAACAAGGCCGCUGAGCCCACAGACAUUGCAGAGAACAUAAUAAAUGUUCCAGAUGUUUCCCUCGCUGACCAACAGGUCCCUUGUGAAGUCUCUGUCCCGGCACUGGAAGAGUCCUCCGUUGUUGAUGUGAAUGACGGAGGCCAUGAUACGGAGACCUCCGGCAAUGCUGCGGAGACCUCCGGCAAUGCUGCUGUCACAUCGGAGUCCACCAUUUCCCAUAUAGCGUCUCCUGUCCCUCAGGCAGAGGAAAGUCCCGCAGAUUCUGUUAAACAAGAAACAGGCGAUGAAGCUACCGCCCCUCCGGAGGUGGACAAUGCGCCGGUGCCAAGUGCAGAAGUUACCCCAGGUAGCCCUGAGACUUGUGAGCAGACGCCAGGCAGCCCGGUGACCACUCCCCCACAGGAAGAACCCACUCCACCACGCACACCACGUAGAAAAGUCACCGCAGACGGUGAGAUUCUGCUGGCUGGAGCUGGUGAAGGCUCCCCGGCUGCAAAAGUCCUGAGGCGAUUGCCUGGACGCCUCGUUACUGUCGUACAAGAGAGGCUUCCUGCUGCUCGCCGUCACAUUAGGGGGAGAGGACAGCAAGCUACCUUAGACAAUGGAGCGCUCAGCCCGAACGUUGCCGAGUGUCAGAGUCCUCCCCAUGAUCUCUUGUCUGAGGACAACUCUGAGGCUGGAAGCCCCCCACCAAAGAGAAAGAGAGGUAGGCCCCCCAAGACUAGUAUAGACAUGUCCCCUACUGCAGUCUUGGAGAUGCCUCUGGGAGACAAGUCCCCUGUGCCACCUCCUCCUCCUCCUGUAGUUCUUUCUGAGUUACCUCCCCCAUCCCUCGGCCAGACCCCUGCGACUCCCAGCGCCUCCUCCAAAUUGACUUCAGAGAGCGAAAGCAGUUCUUCUGAGAAGAGGAAGAGAGGACGACCCCCAAAACGACGAGAAGCAUCUCCAGCAGCAUCGCCGACCUCUCCUACGUCUCCUAUGUCUUUCCCCCUCGGAGCUUUGCCGUCCUCUCUUGUGGUUUCCCCUGUUGGUGCCGUGCUACCGUCUCCCCUUUGUGCUUCACCGCCGGCUCCCCUUCUAUCUUCGCCCACGUCUGUCCUCGAAGAUGCCGCGCUCAAUCUUUCCCAGCUGGACACAACAGAAGCGAAUUCCUCCGGUCACACGAAAGCCGAUGACAAAAGACAAAGUGAUCCCCCCGCUCCAUCCACCAUUCCCACCGAUUCUUCCAACAUUCCCUCUGUGCGCGGCGAGGCCACGAGCAGCAGCGGUGCCGAGGAACCGAUCACGCCGUCGAAGCGUAAACGUGGCCGGCCACCCAGGUCGCAGAUUGUACCCAAAACAAACUCUGGUCUCCCGUCGCACAGUUCUCCUGACCGGAGUCCCAGUCCCCGGACCACUACUACGCGGGGCCGUCGGAGGAAGCCACCGAAAGCGGAAACCACCAAUACGGGGGAGCCGAGUUCUUCUCUCGCUGACACGGAUGACUCCUCCGAAGACGAGGAGGUUGUUAUCAGGACUCCUUUAACCCGCAGCGCCAGGACUCGAUUGGAGACCAGCCAAGCUCCUCAUGGAGUAUCUCCCAAACGGCAGCGAGGACGUUCUCCCCGCCUCAGUCCCAUCCUAGAAAGAUCUGCCACCAAAAAACGUAAGCCACCCAGCCCAAGCUCCCCCAGCCCGCCAUCCUCCUCCCCCCACGGCAGCUCCAGCGGCAGACAAAGAAGAAAACGACGUUGUUCCCCGGUAGAACGGGUUCUGCGCAGUUCCCUUACUGCCAACCCCGCCAGUAACACUCGCUCGGCGCGCAGUCAGCUGCUAUAUUUUCCCAGCAGUAACAGAGGCAGGAAGGCCAAGACGUGAGCCGGUGCUCCUGGAAGCAGGCUGGUGUCCUUGUCACUAUGGGGAGCAGGUGGAAGGGCCCCUGAUGACUGUCCCAACCAUUCCGGCGGCUGGCUACCUCUGCUCGUUAGCCAGAGCCCCAAAAAUUGAGACGCACAAUCUAUGCAACGACAACGGAAAGAACAGCAGCUGGUU
Nanorana parkeri is the source of this 7649-nucleotide messenger RNA. RefSeq names its product helicase SRCAP-like. The record is from RefSeq and is a predicted model, not a curated record. Gene Ontology annotation, cellular component: Swr1 complex. Lineage: Eukaryota; Metazoa; Chordata; Amphibia; Anura; Dicroglossidae. Gene Ontology annotation, molecular function: DNA binding; ATP binding; histone binding.